AACAUGUUACUCCACAUACUCACAAAUAACUCAAAAUUAAUAGGGAGCUGGAUCGUCAAAAUAAGUAAAAUAAGUGUCUCCUGUUGUGUUCACUUCGUCCUGGAUCAGUUCCGCCACAUUCAACGCGACAGGAACAGUAAUGGCGGAGAAGAAGGGGGAAAAUUGUCGUAUUUUGUAGUCAACUGGCAAGCUAACAAGCUAGCUGACGUUAGCUCCAGGCUCACAGCAGCAUCAGCACUGUAGCUGCUUUAAUACAAGAUAGGAAGAUGUACGUUCUCUACACAAUUAUCGCAUCUUUAGUUUCUUUUUUCGUUUUGAAAUGGAUGAAAAAGAGGAGGUAUUGCACGGACCUGAAAAGACUUGAUGGCAAAACAGUUCUUAUUACAGGUGGGAAUUCUGGCAUUGGCAAGGAGUCAGCUGUUGCUUUGGCAAUGAGAGGCGCCCGUGUCAUCAUCGCUUGCAGAGACCUGGACAAGGCUGAGAAGGCUGUGAGGGAGAUCAAGUUCAAAAGUCACAGCCUUAAUGUCCUUCACAUGGAGCUGGAUCUGGCCAACCUGCGCUCUGUGAGGGAAUUCUGUAAGAGCUUCCUACAGAAAGAGAAGAGGCUUGACAUCCUGAUUAAUAAUGCUGGCAUGCCCAGUGUCCUCGACUGGACGGACGACGGCUUCAGCAUGUGUUUUGGCGUCAACCACUUGGGUCACUUCCUCCUAACCAAUCUACUUCUGCCGCGCCUGAAGGAAUGCGCACCCAGCCGGGUGCUCACCCUCACAUGCUCCAGCUACAAAUACCAGAAGCUGGACUUCCAGGACCUCAACUACAACCUGCUGCCCUUCUUCACCUAUUGCCGCAGCAAGCUGGCUAACAUCUACUUCAGUCAGGAAGUGGCCCGUAUCACUGAAGGGAAAGGAGUGACGUCCUAUGCUGUGCACCCUGGUUUUGUCCAAAGUAGCUGGACGUGCCACUUCUCCAUCCUGUUCCGGAUGCUGAUGCAGGUCGUCAUGUGGAUGUUUUUUGUGCCAUGUGAGAUUGGAGCUCAGACUGUCAUCUACUGUGCCGUGUCAGAUGAAGCUGCCAAACACAGCGGGGGUUACUUCGUCGACUGUCGACCAGCUACUCUGCGUCCUUUCGCAAGAGACGCUGGUGUGGCAAAAAAACUGUGGGAGGCCAGUGAGAGACUGGUGAAACUGGCCUGAUGGUGGAAGCUGGCGGAACCGAUUAUUGAGUUAUUUAUGGUCAUGUAUGUUGUUUUUAAAUAUUUAUGUUUUUAUUCACAUUUUUGUUGUUUACCAUGCAGAUGUUAAGAUUUCUUUUUCUUCUAUGUGCUUGUGUAUUCUAAGAGGAAAUGUUUUGCACAAAUAAAAGACUUAACUGUG
Messenger RNA from Epinephelus lanceolatus (giant grouper), 1373 nucleotides. RefSeq names its product retinol dehydrogenase 14. Lineage: Eukaryota; Metazoa; Chordata; Actinopteri; Perciformes; Serranidae. The record is from RefSeq and is a predicted model, not a curated record.